UUUACUGUUGUCGUAGGAUCUGGCAACCCGAGCCUAACGGCCGGUGGUGACGUAGCGUCAGCUGUCCGUGUUUGUUUAUUACAAGGGAGGUGUUGUGGCGGCUUUGGGGCUAAAAUAGCAUCAUUAUAAAAGUUUCAAGAAUGAUUUAAUGACGAGGAGGUGAGAUGACGGUGUGUGCUCUGUCCAUGUUGGAUGGCCUGGGUGAUGAGGCCACAGCGCUGGGAGGUAUGCUGCUCCUGCUCCUGGCAUUGGUCCUGGCCUGGCUCUCCACCCACGUGGCUGAUCGAGGCGAUCACAUUCUCGGCACGAUCCUUACCGUGGGUGCCCACGCCUCACUCAUUGGCCUAGGGGGCCAUGACAGCUAUGCGGUCGCUCCAUCCAGCUCAGAGUCAGGUGAACAACAGAGCGACGAGACAACAGACGAGGAAAAACAGGAGGAUGACGAGGAGGAGGGAGAAGGAGGAGACGAGCUGCUGGAUAUCCAAGGAGGCAGGAAGACAAUGAGCCAAGAGCGUGAGGGCACAGAGGAUGAUGAGGACGAGGGUGCGAGCAUCACUGUACGACUGAAGUUUCUGAAUGAUACAGAAGAGCUGGCUGUGCUGAAGCCUCAGGAUACAGUUGGAGAACUGAAAAGUAAGUACUUCUCUGGGCGUGAGCGUCAGAUCAAACUGAUCUAUCAGGGGCAGCUGCUGCAGGACCCACGACGCACACUGCUUUCACUCAACAUCACCCACAACAGCGUGCUGCACUGCCACAUCUGCCAGGCUCAGAGUCCACCCUUGCCCCAGCCCGAGCCAGACGACGGGCAGCGUGCUCCUGCUGGAGCAGGUAUCAGCAGCAGCUUGCGCUCAGCUGUUCUCACGUUCAGCACAGGCAGCCUGGUUGUCCCGGUGUUUGUAAUGCUGUUAGCUGUGGUCUGGUAUUUCCGCUUCAACUACCGACAGCUAUUCACUGCGCCGGCCACCGUCUCUCUGGUGGGAGUCACCGUCUUUUUCAGCUUCCUCAUUUUUGGCAUGCACAGCCGCUGAGGAUACAGACAGAAGAAGGAGAAAGGAGGCAGGUUGUUGGGAGAGAGGUAAAAAGGAAUCAGGGUAAAAGAUGACAUUCAUCUUUCUACUGAAAUGCAUUCAAUGGAAGGAAUCUGAAGUGAAACAGCAGCUGUGUUAUAAGGAGAAGAAAUAGUAGCAGACAAAGUACUCAGGGAGCCUUCUGGCUUCUGGUGCCAUUUAGAUGCCUGGUGUGUGUGUGAGAGAGAGAGUGAGUGAGAAAGCGAGAGAGUGAGUGAGAGUGAGGGAAAGAAAGAGAGAGAGAAGGCAAGAGUGAGUGUGUACGUGUGUGUGUGUGUGUAGAGAGAGAGAGUAAUGAUGCUGUAAUUAUGCUUUAGAUUCGUGUAAUCUUUAUAGUAAUUUAAUCUCGACAUGAGGCCUAGUUUGUGCUUAAUGUUUGUUUCAGCUCUCUCUGGCCUUUACAUGGAUUAACAUCUAUGCCAAUUCUGUUGUCAGUAUGUUUGAGGAAAAGAAAAAAGCUCUAACCUCAUCUCUAAUCUAUCAUAUCUGCAGCAUACAAGAAAUUCAGCCUUUUUCUCUACACCAAAAAAAGAGCCAAAAAUGUCUUUAAUCAAAACUCAUUUAUAAUAGAUGAAUAAGAUAAAAUUCUGUCAAUUAAUGCUUAAAUUAUGAAACCAUACAAUCUGAAAUCAAAUAAAAUCAGAUUUUAGGAUGAGACAGACAUCAUAAGCUUUGUACUUUUUUUUUUUUAGCUUUUUUUUUUCUUUCAGCAGUUCGAGAGAGCAUUCUGCAAACCUGUUACAUUUAAAUUGAUAUGUUGAUUGAUUUGAUUCAGCUUCUGUUCUUGUAAUAGAUUGGAAGAAAUAAAAGAUGUGAUAGAUGGGCAUUAGGAUGGAAAGCGCUGGAAUAUUCUGUUAAUGGCUGUUAACGACUGUUUUGUUUCUUUAUGUGCAUCACUUCGGCUGUACAGUUCAGUUAACUAAACACACGAUGCUGAAACUUUAACAAAUAAUCUUAAUUUCUUAUGCUAUGUGAUAUGCUAAUCAUGUAGCAUAUUUAUUUUUGGAUGAUUAACAAUUAUGUGUAGCAUACCAGCUAACAGUCCUUUGUUUCAGCUGACUUUUUUUUUCAUUCAUUCAUUCACAAUCAUUUUUGUUCCACAGUAUUACCUUUGAAAGGGAAAAUACAUCAUCUUAGUUUUAAUACUAGGAAAUGUUUGUUCUCUAGCAAUACACAUUGUGCUCCACGUGCACGGAAAUCAAGUUGAUGUUAUUAAAAAUACAGGGAUAACAAAUGAUAACUACAUUGUGUAAAUAAAUAUUAUAUUCUGUAAAUAAUAUAAAAAAGGUGAAAAUUAAAACUCAGAAAAUAUUUGACAUCAA
Tachysurus vachellii is the source of this 2389-nucleotide messenger RNA. It is a transcript of the gene tmub2, whose product is annotated as transmembrane and ubiquitin-like domain containing 2. The transcript has 3 exons. NCBI's taxonomy places the organism in Eukaryota, Metazoa, Chordata, Actinopteri, Siluriformes, Bagridae. Gene Ontology annotation, molecular function: protein binding. Bases 165 to 1028 code for a protein of 287 amino acids. The record is from RefSeq and is a predicted model, not a curated record.